Molecule: messenger RNA, 1768 nt
Organism: Fukomys damarensis (Damara mole-rat)
Lineage: Eukaryota; Metazoa; Chordata; Mammalia; Rodentia; Bathyergidae
Gene: Colec11
Product: collectin subfamily member 11
Exons: 4
Coding region: 334-1392 (352 amino acids)
Source: RefSeq, a predicted model, not a curated record
CUUGUGCUUGCCAGUCAGGCUCUGGAACCACUGAGCUAAAUCCCCAGCCCUCCCAGGAUAUUUUUGCAAUGUGAACCAUCCCAGUGGGGGCAAGGGCACCAGGUUCAGGUCUAUGUGCUGACCAGUUCCAGGGCAGAGAGCUGCUCUGUGGGUGCUGAGAGCCACUGUGCAGAUAGAGGAGGGGACCCUGUUGCAGGUUGGGUGGCACCCUCUGCUUAGUGGCUCCCACACAGGGCAGCUGCUGUCCGCACUAGAGCGUGAGAGCACCAUUAAGAUGAACUGGGAUUGGUGCCCUCUCCCCACUGUGCUAGGGUGUCCGCGCCCGGGUGUCCCAUGCUCCCGGGUGUCCGCAGGAGCUCGAGGCCCCACUCCCGGGUCCCCUUCAGAUCUUCACUGACACUAGGCCAAGAGGGUAGGACCUGGUGUAGGGACUGGUUGGGGGGCAGGAUCACGGCCCUGGUGAGAACGGAGCCCCCCAGCAGUCCAGGGGUGUUUGCUAGGGACUUGUGCCUCUGCUCUGCCCUGGGUGCGGCUCUCAGGGGUGGAGCCUUCUUUUGCCAAGGAGCCUGGCCUGCCAGGAGCCAUCCAGGGCCGUCGCAUUGUGGCCUUGAGGACAGGAAGGGCUGUGGUGUUUUUAAUUUCUUCAUAUGUGUAAUGAAAAGGUGUGCGCGGGGUCACCCGUGUGUGAUGGUGAGGAGGGCGUGGUGUCCCAUCACCUGUGCAGCAACCAACCAUGCGAACAUGAUCUCGUUUUCUGCAGGAGACAUGGGGGACAAAGGACAGAAAGGCAGUGUAGGUCGUCAUGGAAAAAUUGGUCCAAUUGGUGCUAAAGGUGACAAAGGUGAGAUGGGUGACAUAGGACCUCCUGGCCCUCACGGAGAACCAGGCCUCCCCUGCGAGUGCAGCCAGCUCAGGAAGGCCAUCGGCGAGAUGGACAACCAGGUCACCCAGCUGACCACCGAGUUAAAGUUCAUCAAAAACGCCCUGCCCUCCCCCGCAGCUGUCGCCGGCGUGCGCGAGACGGACAGCAAGAUCUACCUGCUGGUGAAGGAGGAGAAGCGCUACGCCGACGCGCAGCUGUCAUGCCAGGGCCGCGGCGGCACGCUGGGCAUGCCCAAGGACGAGGCGGCCAACGGGCUGAUGGCUGCCUACCUGGCACAGGCCGGCCUGGCGCGCGUCUUCAUCGGCAUCAACGACCUGGAGCGUGAGGGCGCCUUUGUGUACUCAGACCGCUCCCCCAUGCAGACCUUCAGCAAGUGGCGCAGCGGGGAGCCCAACAACGCCUACGACGAGGAGGACUGCGUGGAGAUGGUGGCCUCGGGGGGCUGGAACGACGUGGCCUGCCACAUCACCAUGUACUUCCUGUGCGAGUUCGACAAGGAGAGCGUGUGAGCCGCGCCUCGGCCGCUCUGCAGGGCCCUGUGGCCACCAGGGGAAGCAGCUUUUCAGAAGCGGGAAGCCCGAUCCAUCUGAUGAUUGCCUGCACUGUAGCGAGGGUCAUGGCGGAACUAGCACUCGCAGCUGCUCCUCCGCUUCUGGUCGGGCCGAGAGGUAGCCAGCGUCUCUCACACGCAGCGUGAGCGGCAGUCCUGGGGUCAGGCAGUAGCCCGCCCCUUGCCUCCGCGUGGAAGAGAUCCGCGUGCCUAUGCAUUAUCCCGGAAUCUAGGCUGUGUUCACUAGUGUGCAAGCAGGACCAACUUUGCUUUGCUUCAAGCCCAGGUUUCAAGAGUACAAAAAUAAAUUGUCUAAACUUUGCUCUGGACUGAAG